Salvelinus sp. IW2-2015 is the source of this 1050-nucleotide messenger RNA. The record is from RefSeq and is a predicted model, not a curated record. Lineage: Eukaryota; Metazoa; Chordata; Actinopteri; Salmoniformes; Salmonidae.
UUGAUGAUUUGGAAGAUGGGAACCUGCUUGUGUUUUGAUGUGUCAACUGUUGUUGUAAACGUGGCUAUUACGAGGUCCAAAUAAAUGUACAGUAAUUCAUACAAGAAAUAUCUGAAUGGCUCUAACUACGCGUACACCAAACUGAAAGCAGAUGACUGCGAUGCAGCGGUGACACCUAAACGYUCCUGUAGUUCCACCAUGCCUCAGAAGCUGAUGAAGAGUGCCCACUACAUCGAGCUGGGGGGGAGAUACCAGUACUGGCCCGUGCUGGUUCCCAGAGGGAUAAGGCUGUACACAUACGAACAGAUCCCAGUGUUCCUGAGGGAUAACCCUUACAUCACAGACGGCUACAGAGCCUACCUGCCCUCCAGGCUAUGCAUCAAAAGUCUGUUCAUCCUGUCCAAUGAGACAGUGAAUAUCUGGAGCCACCUGCUGGGCUUCCUGUUGUUCUUCACGCUGGGGAUCUACGACAUGGCGUCUGUGCUGCCUGCCACCGGGGCCUCCCGGGAGGACUAUGUCAUCUAUUCCAUAGGACUCUUCUGCUUCCAGUACUGGCGUCAGGUGUACCUGGUGACGGUGCUAGCUAUGAUCCUGGCGGUGUUCUUUGCCCAGAUCCACCCGCACUACCUCAGCAAGCAGUGGCAGCGGCUCCGCUCCAUUCUCUUCUGCAGCGUGGCCGGCUACGGCCUCAUCCCCACCGUACACUGGGUCUGGCUCAACGGGGGCUUCUCUUCGGAGAUCGUACAGUCUUUUAUUCCUCGUGUUCUGGGGAUGUACGUGAUCGCUGCCUUAGCCUUCAUCUUCUACGUCUCGAAGGUCCCUGAACGCUACUUCCCAGGUCAGUUGAACUACCUGGGCUCCAGCCACCAGGUGUGGCAUGUUCUGGUCAUUGUGAUGUUCUACUGGUGGCACCAGGCUGCCCUCUUCAUCUUAACGCACCGCCACAGCCACCCCUGCCCAGACUACACUGUGCACACCUAGGACUGCCCAGAGUAAACUACCCCCAGGCAGACUAGGACUGCCCAGAGUAAACUACCCCCAGGCAGGACU